Molecule: messenger RNA, 1157 nt
Organism: Mercenaria mercenaria
Lineage: Eukaryota; Metazoa; Mollusca; Bivalvia; Venerida; Veneridae
Product: sodium/potassium-transporting ATPase subunit beta-like
Exons: 6
Coding region: 22-957 (311 amino acids)
Biological process (GO): potassium ion import across plasma membrane; intracellular sodium ion homeostasis; intracellular potassium ion homeostasis
Cellular component (GO): sodium:potassium-exchanging ATPase complex
Molecular function (GO): ATPase activator activity
Source: RefSeq, a predicted model, not a curated record
AUUUCAUUCUUUGCUAGAAAGAUGGCGUCCACAACAGGCAGCACGGCCGUUGAUACCACGGUUUCAGGACCACAGAGUGGAGGAAUAACUCAAAGAUUGCAGGAUUUUGGAACUUUUCUUUACAACUCUGAAGAGGGUAAAGUUCUUGGCCGCACUGCUAAAAGCUGGGGUGAAAUCACCAUUUUCUACAUUGUCUACUAUGGAUGCCUAGCUGGAUUUUUUGCGGGGAUGUUAGCAGUAUUUUACAAUAUGUUGGACUACAAUAAACCCAGGUUACAGGGCUCUGACUCUUUACUCAAACAGAGUCCAGGUUUGGCUUUUAGACCCCUGCCAAAUGUAGAAACAACAUUGAUCCGAUUCAACAAAGCAAGGGCUUCUACAUACACACCCUACGUGGACCAUAUAGAAAGUUUCCUGCAGUACUACGAAAAUGAAUACCAACAGACUGAGUCAGGCGUGUUGACAGAUUGUGAAUCAUUUACCGAGUUGAGACCGCUCGAGGACUGGGAUAAAGCCUGCAGAUUUGACAUUAGACUUCUCGGCGAAGACUGUGUAAAACAACAAUCUUUCGGUUAUGAAGACGGUCAGCCAUGCAUUCUUCUAAAGUUGAAUAGGAUCUUUGACUGGAUGCCAGAACCUUACAGUAACGACACAGUUCCAGAAGCAAUUGCUGAUUAUUGGGAAGAAUACUCGGUAGCUGUCAACUGUUACGGAGAGAAUCCAUCUGACAAAGACAAUAUUGGGGACAUCAUUUACUCCCCACCCUCUGGAUUCCACUUCAAAUAUUUCCCAUACAGAAACCAACAGGGAUACAGGUCACCCCUCGUAUUUGUGAGAUUUGACAACCCCAACCCCGCACAGCUUUAUAUGGUCACAUGCAAAGUGUAUGCUAAGAACAUCAAGCACGAUGCUAUGGAGAGAUCUGGAAUGGUCCACUUUGAGUUGAUGAUAGAUUAAUUGACAUUUAGCACAUAGAUUUAACUAGGAAAUGAAUUUCAAAUUUUUGAGGAAACAGGAAAAGCAAGGGUGAUUCUUUUACCUGUACAGCUAGCGUAGAUGAAUCAUCCUUGCUCUGUGAUUUCUACAUAUUCCGUAACCUCAAAAGAGUGUCGUAAUUGUCCAGUUUACAAAUGUUAUGUUUCCAUUUUCAUCACAAA